Messenger RNA from Leptidea sinapis, 949 nucleotides. RefSeq names its product phenoloxidase-activating factor 2-like. Gene Ontology annotation, biological process: proteolysis. Lineage: Eukaryota; Metazoa; Arthropoda; Insecta; Lepidoptera; Pieridae. Gene Ontology annotation, molecular function: serine-type endopeptidase activity. The transcript has 7 exons. Bases 35 to 949 code for a protein of 304 amino acids. The record is from RefSeq and is a predicted model, not a curated record.
GACUGAGAUAUAUUAUACAAAUGGUCUUAACAAUAUGCAAGAUGUCCCUGACACUUCGACUGAAGGUAAUAAAUGUAUGACGAGUGACAGCAAACCUGGUGUGUGUGUUAUGUACUACCAAUGUAAUGAUAACAACAGUGUGAACACAGAUGGCGCUGGCAUUAUUGACAUUCGGUAUGGAGAUUCAUGUCCAUCGAUGUAUGAGACGUGUUGCCAAGUGGACGAGCAAGAUAAAUCAAGUAUUCAGAGACCCGAGAAAAAGAUUUCAGGUUGUGGUUGGCGGCAUCCAAACGGAGUUGGCCCAAAUAGAACAGUUAACCGCGGCGAAGCCAACUUCGGUGAACUACCCUGGAUGAUAGCCCUAUUGAAGCUCAUUCCUAUAAACCCUCAAGACUCAAACAGUGGUCUGAUGAAUAUGUAUGCUGGUGGGGGCUCCCUCAUCCAUCCUAAGGUGGUUCUGACGGCAGCUCACGUUGUCACCAGCGACGAUAGCCACUACGUCGCCAGAGCUGGUGAAUGGGACUCGCAAAACUUGGAUGAAAACUAUCCUUAUCAAGACAGAAAUGUGGCUCAAAUCGUAAGACAUGAAGACUUUAAUAACAAAAACCUUAGGAACGACAUAGCUCUUUUAUUUCUGGCAUCUCAGAUGAAAUUGGCACCCAAUGUUGGCUUGGCUUGCCUGCCUCCGGUCAAUUUCGUACUCAAUUACGACUCGAAAUGUAUCACAUCCGGGUGGGGCUUGGACCAAUAUGGGAAACAAGGCCGCUACCAAAAUGUUUUAAAAAAGACGGGACAGAACAGAUAUGUCGAGGUUGGCAUCGUGUCCUGGGGUAUUGGCUGUGGAGGUGACGGAGUACCAGCGGCCUACGUCAAUGUUGCCAUGUUCCGAGACUGGAUUGAUGAAGCACUUCGCAAACGAGGAGUUGACAAUACACCUUACACGUAUUAA